CUCCACCCAUGGUUCGCUUAUAGGUACUCUGGGAUUCCCGAGUACCAGCCUCGCUCUUGGUAUUACCCCAAAUACUCAACAUUGCUCCCGUCAGAGUUGUGAUUUUAGGUUUGAUCCUCGCUACCGAAAGAUUUGACGAGUGAUUCUGUGGCGCCUGCCUCCAACGAUUGAUCUGAAUCGAGCGCCUCGAAGCUGAUCUUGAGGGCUGCUGCCGCGUAUAAAUAACUCGCUUUUCCCCCGACUAGCACCAUUGCAUCUACCUUAUUUUGCAACUCUCAUCGUUCACUUUGGCGACUACGUCACACUCUUACACCACUGUCGCCAUCGUACCACAUCAUGGUAACCUUCACCAACCUUCCUGCUGAGAUGCGCAACAUCAUCUAUGGCAAGCUCCUUACUGAUGCUGUCGCCAAUCCUGUACGCCUCAACGACACUUUCAGCUUGUUGACUACCUCCCGGCCUGUUCAUGAAGAGGCAGCAUCGUACUUCUACCAGCACAACACCUUCACGGUUUCCCUCCCUGCCACGACACACAACCAAGAGAGAUCAUCGCAAGACGCGACAAUACUGCCGCCAAUCUCUGACAAAUACGUCAAGUACCUCAGGCAUCUCACUAUUGAUGUGCGCUUGAAUAUCUCCAGGGCUCCGGAUUGCGCGAAUCACCUCGCAGCACUAGCCAACCUCGACACCGCACUCUUCACCCUGACCCUCAAUCUCUCUUCGAAUACCUCCAGGGUCCUAACAAACAGGGUCGACGACUGCGUACUGCAUGCCAAACACCCAAUCACGCUCGCACUGCAGCAUCUCCUCUCCUCCAACCUCGCACAAUCAGUCCGCAUAAAUCUGAACAAUGUCUGGUUCGCGCCCGGCCUCGCUACCCAACUUCAGACCGAAUUUAAGUAUAGCCUGGAGCUCGCCACGUCAACCACCUUCCCCUCACUCGAGCGAGCUCCAAUCAAUCAGACGACGCAAAGCUAUCUGUAUGCGCUUGGACUUGAGGCACGGGACGUUGAGGAUGCUGAAGAGAUCCAGCCUCCAUCUUCGUCCGCCGACUUCUUUCCAUCACUGCCAUCGAGCUGGAGCUCUGCGCUGUCGGCAUUGGAUCAAUUCUCUCCAACCGAACAUCUAUAUGAGGACCCUGGAGACCUCCGGGAAUUCCCAAAAAUGGGGAGAGCGGACUCGCUGUUCGACGAGCCGAUCUUCGACAUGGACGACUUAGAAGAAGGGAGUGAAGUAGAGCUUACUGAAGAUGACGAUGUUGGAGAUGAAGAGAUGGAAGGUAUUGAUGAUUUCGAUGCUAUUUUGGACAACAUGGAGGACGUGGUGCAGAGAAGGGUGAAUGAGAUGGACGUAUGUUAUAUGACGAACUUUGCGCCGGAAAUGUUGGGGAGGUGGAUUGAAGAGGCUCCCUAGACGGGAAGUAUGAGGAAUGUUGUAUGAUGCCAUGAAAAGAACGAUGACUUAUGUUGUCAUCUGAUAGGGCAGGAUUGCGCGCGAGUGGUUGAGCACAUGAAACACACAGUUUGAAUUCUGUAAGCGACGAGAACUUCUUGAAGACUGGCAAGCAUGAGCGAACUUGAAAACAGUAGUACAUGAGCAU
Molecule: messenger RNA, 1600 nt
Organism: Macroventuria anomochaeta
Lineage: Eukaryota; Fungi; Ascomycota; Dothideomycetes; Pleosporales; Didymellaceae
Exons: 1
Coding region: 337-1413 (358 amino acids)
Source: RefSeq, a predicted model, not a curated record